Lichtheimia ornata is the source of this 3525-nucleotide messenger RNA. RefSeq lists its product as uncharacterized. Gene Ontology annotation, cellular component: nuclear RNA-directed RNA polymerase complex. The coding region runs from base 1 to 3525 and encodes 1174 amino acids. Gene Ontology annotation, biological process: siRNA processing. Gene Ontology annotation, molecular function: RNA-directed RNA polymerase activity. The record is from RefSeq and is a predicted model, not a curated record. The transcript has 3 exons. NCBI's taxonomy places the organism in Eukaryota, Fungi, Mucoromycota, Mucoromycetes, Mucorales, Lichtheimiaceae.
AUGACCAAAAGCAAGCCGAGCCAAGAAGUGAUACGUGGUGUGAAGCAAGUCUAUACACACUUGAAGAUACGCGACAAGAUCCCUGGAGACAACGUGCCUCCCAAUCAACUGCCCGAAGCCGUUCACAAAAUGCAAUUGCUAUGGCAGACCGAUCCCGCCGAGUUCAAACACACAGUGCUUGGCUUCUUGAGUUGGAAACCACCCAACAGCGAGGAAAAGACAUUGGACCAUUUUGUUGAACGACUCGAGAACGCCAUAUCAUCCUUUUGCUUUGUACCAGAGGAUCUUGAUGACCUUGAGGGUUUUGAAGAUACAGCAUCAACAGCAUCAUCAUCCACAGCAACAACGUCUACGCGCCAAAAACGAUUAGCCAGUGAGGAUAACCUUGUUGACUCGCCUGUCAAACGUAUACGAUCACAAGGUGCUACCAGCGAUGGCACGUCACCUAUCACACCUCCCAUGUCUCCACCCAUAUCCAACAACGGCAAUGAAAAGGCUGAUACUAAUUCUACUGAGAAUACGCUAUACGUUCCUUUGCGUGGUGUGAAGUGCCUCAAAGGGGUCGAUUGGACCAUUCAAUUUGAAAUCGCUCGGUUUUUCAGAACAUUCAACAUUUAUGAUCCACCCUUCGAGCUAUUGCAACGUUUUCUUGAUGUCGCCAAGCAUGAACCUCGCAAUUUAUUCCAAUCCAUGAUGCAAUGGUACGCCAAUCAACCGAGCAAAGCAGGCAGCAAUGUGCAUUUGGGUCUUAUGGAACGCUGCUCCGAUCAAAUAUGGACACAUCUUGAAAAAUCGACAUCUUCCUCCUCCUCCUCCUCAUCAUCAUCAUCAGCAACUCGAGCGAUCCAUUACAAAGGCAUGCUUGCAUUAUCCUCUUUCAAAUCACCCGUGGUUGAGUUACGACCGCCGAGAGUAGGAGCCUCCAAUCGUUUUUCUCGAAAGUAUGGUGAUCAUCGAUUCCUUGAACUCAAGCUCAAUCGAACGAGUCAUGUCUCUUUGAUAAGGAAGAACAAGGAUUACUUUCUCAAACCCUUUUUGUUGAUGGAUCGGACCUACCGCUUUCUUUUUGUCAAGGAUGAUACCGUUAUUUUAUUCGCAACAGAGGGAUCGGAUCUGGAACCAAUAUCAAUUCGUGAAGUGAUCAAUUGGCACAUUCCAAUUCUGGAUAAUUGGGACAUGACUAUCAGCAAAUUCGCCAGCAGAAUGUCACUUGGUUACAGCAACAGUAUUCCCACCUUGGUCUUUAAGCCCGAGAACGUAAAGUACAUUGAUGAUAUCUAUUCCGGUGCGGAUGGCGAUGAAGAAACGUGCAUGACAGAUGGAUGUGGACUUAUUUCAGUAUCAGCAAUGCGAAAGAUCAUGGGAUGUGAACGUGCCGAUACCUUGCCGUGUGCUGUGCAAGGUCGUAUUGGUGGUGCAAAAGGCGUUUGGAUCGUGGCACCUGAUCUUGAUUUCAAUUCGGGAGAAUGGAUCCAUAUUCGCAAAUCACAGCACAAGUUCAAAACCGGUGGAUUGCAAUACAACAUGAAAAUCGAUCCUCUGCACUACACAUUCGACCUUGUCAAGAACGCCAUUUGUCUAUAUCCAUCCAAUCUCAACACGCAGUUCAUUCAAUGUCUUUCAUCAUGUGGUGUACCUACUUCAGUCUUUAUUGAUUUGUUGAAUGAGUAUUUGGAUCGCUUAAUGAGGGAAGUAGCCGAGAAUCGAAAUCCACGGUUACUACGCGAUUGGGCAGCAAAGACAGGAGGCGUCAUGCGUAAUCGAUGGGAAGCUGAAGAUACCGAGAAAGAUGUUUGGCGAGAGCAAAGUGAGGAUUUACUUGAAAGCUUAGUGGAUGCCGAUGCCGAUGUACCUGAACCAACAACCCACAAACGCAGUGACAGCUAUUGGCGCUAUAAUCAGUAUUCUGGCAACCCAAGCUCUUUGCAUGAAGGCGCUGUAAGGUUACUUGAUUCGGGAUUUGAUACUAGCAAUCCCCACUUGGCAAACAAGAUCGUCCAAAUAUUCAGUGAUUUGAUGCGCUCAGUUUCAAUCAAGUACAAGAUCGAGGUGGAGCAAUCAUGUACCAUCACGUGUGUCCCUGAUCCAACAGGAAUCCUCAAUGAAGGCGAGGUGUUUUUACAGCUUUCGAAUCGUCGAGUGGAUGAAAAAACGGGUAUUCAGGCAGGCCUUGUUGUGGGCGACAUCAUCGUGGCGCGUAAUCCUUGUGGUCUCAAGAGUGAUGUGCAAAAGGUCAAAGCAGUGGAUCGACCCGAAUUAAGGAUAUAUACCGAUGUCAUUAUCUUUCCAACAAAGGGGCAGCGAUCAUUGGCUAGCAUGUUGGCUGGUGGUGAUUAUGAUGGUGAUAUUGUGUUUUGUUGUUGGGAUCCACGUAUUGUCGAGCCAUUCAAAUCCUCUCCCGUACCUGAAACGCCAGCCGCCAUGAAGACCGUUUUUGUCAAAAAUACCACCAAGAUUCGCCAAGAGCUGGUAAAGCACCGUGACAAUGACGCUCAAGAGGUAGCCAUCCAAACCAAUUUCUUGAACGUGUCACUCCCUGAUGGUACACUUGGACAAUACGAGAAUUGGCGAACUGUGUUGGCGGAAUCAAGGUCAUUGGAUGAUCCAGAUGUUGUCUAUCUUGCUCACAUGUGUGCCAAGUUGGUUGAUGCUCCUAAGCAAGGUCUCAGUCUCAAGCCCACCGUAUUGCAGCGUGAUCGAUCAACGUUUGGUUCAGUGCCACAUCCUUUAUGGUUUGUGGAUAAGAGAAACAAGCAACGGGAGAGGGAUUACAAGUCAUACCAAGAGGUCAAUACAGAUGUGCUACCGGGCAAGCCUUUCGGAACAGCCAUGGAUUGCCUCCACAAGCUAUUACAUGAAAGAACAGAGGCGUUUACGAAUUUUACGGAUCAUGUGAUUGGCGAUGAUGAAGUCAAGAGGAAGGAUCCUGAUCUUUUUGGGCCUUGGGAGGAAGCUGAAAAGAUGGCCAAAGAGCUCAACGACAAGGACUUUAUGGCUGAUUUGGAAUUGAUAAAGCAGGAGGUGCAAAAUCUCUACAGCGACUAUGUUCGAGAUGUGAAGGAUGUUGUUUUCACAAGGCAGCGACGCAUGGAUAGCCGAUAUGAUCCGGUGCGGGAAACAGAGCCAUUCAUACAUGAGUACAGCGGGUACAAUACGCUUUUCGAGCUUGAAGAACAUUAUGCUGAGAAAAUACUUGCUGUCCCUUCCACCAUCAAAUCAACCAUUCUCAAAGUUGACCAGAAGUUGAAUCAAGGACACAUGACGGCAAGGAUUGUUGCCAGUGCUGCUUAUAUUCGAACCAUCAACGCUCAAAAGUAUAGCAAGUUUUGCUAUGUGAUUGCAUUUGAUACUAUUCGACGGAUCAAGGCGGAUGCCGUUUCCAAGAAAAAGAGCGACUCUGGAUAUGGAUAUGCUGAGACCGUUAUUCCCUACAUGUACAGCCCCAUGACAAUGAACAAGUCUUGGAUUAAAAAAUUACGCGAUACUAAAUCAGCUGCUGAUGCAGGUACUGCAAUUGACAAAUAA